Messenger RNA from Phycomyces blakesleeanus NRRL 1555(-), 1338 nucleotides. RefSeq lists its product as hypothetical. The transcript has 8 exons. The record is from RefSeq and is a predicted model, not a curated record. Bases 163 to 1281 code for a protein of 372 amino acids. NCBI's taxonomy places the organism in Eukaryota, Fungi, Mucoromycota, Mucoromycetes, Mucorales, Phycomycetaceae.
GUGUAGUAAGCAGGAUUGUUGGCGCUGUAUAAAUAAUCCAAAUCUGGUAUUCUUUUUAUUUUUUUAUAUUAUAUAUAUUACCCCACACAUAUAUAUACAUACAUUUGAUUUUUCUUUAGAGAAAAACUUUAGCAGGCCUUUACAUUCUACUCAUUCAUCGCAAUGGCCAAAGACGAAGGACAAUCGACUUCAAGCGUUCGUACAGGACAUGAGCUCAAUCAAGCUGUUCUUGAAGCCUACCUCAUUAAAAAUGUACCUGGAUUCAUCGGCCCAUUGCAGAUUAGCCAGUUCAAACUCGGCCAAUCAAACCCCACAUAUCUUUUGAAGGAUGGAAAUAAGCAGCAAUAUGUUCUUCGUAAGAAGCCCCCAGGUGCUCUUCUCUCAAGCACUGCACAUGCUAUUGAGCGUGAGUACAGAGUAAUCCAUGCAGUUGGUACAUCCUCGGAUGUGCCUGUCCCUAAAGUCUACUGCCUCUGUGAAGACGUUUCUGUCAUUGGAACCCCAUUUUAUGUUAUGGAAUUUCUUGCAGGUCGCAUUUACUCUGACGUUCGCAUGCUUUCUUUGCCUUAUGAGGAACGCAGAGCUUGUUGGAUUUCUGCUGUUGAGACCUUGGCCAAGUUGCAUAAACUGGACCACAAGGCUAUUGGCUUGGAUGGUUACGGAAAGGAUUCAGGUUUCUAUGCUCGUCAAAUUAGAUCCCUUGCCAAAGUUUCUGCUGCACAGGCUGAAGUUGAGGAUAAGGAGACUGGUGAGAAGGUUGGACCUAUUCCUCGUCUGAAUGAUAUGUUUACUUGGUUCAAGAAGAACCAGGUUCCUGACAAGGCUACUAUUGUACACGGUGAUUUUAAGAUUGAUAACAUGAUCUUCCACCCAACUGAGCCUAGAGUCAUUGGUGUUCUUGACUGGGAGUUGUCUACAAUCGGACACCCUUUGUCUGAUCUUGCAAAUCUCUUGCAACCCUUUUAUGUUUAUCCUUCUGAUAAGAUGACCGGGUUCAAGGGAUUAAAAGAACUUCCUAUUCCUGGAGCCGAUGAGUUGAUGAAGGCAUAUUCUUCCAUUCUUGGACAACCCUAUCCAAUUGAUCGCUGGAUGUUUGCCGUUGCAUUCUCUUUCUUUAGACUUUCUGUAAUUACACAGGGUAUUGCUGCUAGAGUUGCUCGUAAACAGGCUUCUUCUGCACAAGCAAUGUAUUAUGCAGUCAUGUUUAAGCCAGUGGCCAGAAUGGCUUUGGAGAUUGUAGAUGAAGGUGAUUUGGUUCAGAACCCUGUUAGUAAACUAUAAGUUAUUUUCAAUGAAAAUAUAAAAUAUAAAAAUAAAAAUAACAAUAACAAUAAAAAA